AUGUCUUAUACCGCUGCUAUCACAAUACUGAAGAACGUUUCAAUUUUCCAGGGUCUGUGUAUUUUUACUGGAAAUUUUAUCACUAUGAUUGUUUUUUGGAUUCACCGAUACAAGUUAAAGCGAACGUCUUUUCUUCUUAUCAACUUGGCUGUUGCAGAUCUGCUCGCUGGUCUGACACAAACAGUUAUUGCAGCGAAAGCACAUCCACAAACCAUUUCAGCAGACAUUUUAACUUGCUUUCAGGCUGCAGUUUUGGCCGCAUCUGUACUUUUUCUCGUUUUCAUCUCACUGGAACGAGCCUAUGCAUUGAUUUACCCUCUUCGCCAUCGAGUAGCAAGCACCACUGCUUACAUCAACACUAUCAUGAUCGUGUGGUUGAUUGCAAUAACUUGGGGUGCAUCUUGUCUGUUGGUUGUGUUCGACAUCUUUGAAUUCAAAUUUUACAUUGGAGCCUUCUCUGUUACUGUUUUUAUUGGUUUGGUUACUAUCUGCUUGUGUUACGUGGCAAUCCAAGCUAAACUUCGUCAAGAAAGUACGGUUAUCGACCCAGCAAAUAACAGACACAAUGCUGAGCGAAACACAAAGCUUUCCAAGACUUUCUGUAUUGUCAUAAGCGCGUCUGUGGCUCUUUGGGUUCCAGGACUUGUGUUUAGCUGUAUUUAUUUUUUUUUCCCUUGGUAUUCUGUGAUUAUGAACUACGUCUCCUUUAUUCUACAUCAAACUAAUUCUCUCUUGAAUCCGAUUAUUUACAGUUUAAGGAUGCCAUUUUUUAAGGAAUCGUUUAAGCGCCUGAAAAACAAGAUGAAAAUUCGA
This is a messenger RNA of Porites lobata, 813 nucleotides long. Lineage: Eukaryota; Metazoa; Cnidaria; Anthozoa; Scleractinia; Poritidae. The record is from the annotation of a GenBank genome assembly.